ACACCCGGGUUGCACGCGGUGGAAAAAGCAAAAAAAAAGGCCCCACGGGGCUCCGUACAUGGUAGCUCAGCAGACACGGUACCCGGGAAGGGGCCAGCACAAAAAAACUCGCCGCGCCAUGCGCGCAUGCCACGAGAGCAUUACCUUUGGGGCCAGAGUUCUCAGCACACACAGCCCGGACCGCGACAAAGCCUACGGAGUACAGGAAGGAGAUCACGUUGAACCUCGGAAUGUUCUCGCCGAGAGCGGCGGCGACCUGCAGUGCCUGCCGUCGCCAAGACGAUGGUGCAGGUCUCCGCCAGCCUAGGCUGAGGGUUCGGGAUAGAAUUCAAGAGUUCAGCAUGGAAGUCAGUGUCUCCCAGCGUUUCCCGCAACUAGAGUUUUCGGUCGAACAUACGUUUCAUCUUUGCAAGCGUGGGGGGUGCCUGCUUGACCUGUUCACGAAGCAAGAAGACAAGGAGAGGGGUGCCAUCAAGCGCCUGCAGCCCCGGAAACGCAAACAGAGGAAGGAUGGCCGUGUUCCUGAACCGACCAUGCACUUCAAACGCCGACCCCUCGACCGCUAUUGCACGUCGCCCGAGGCGGUGAAGGCUUUGCUCGCGGAGGUGAUCAUUGAAGGGCUUGUACUCGAUAUGUGCGGUGGGUCUGGGGACGCCGUGGCAACCACCCUCGCGCGUACCUGCUGUGUCGUUACGAACGACGUUCGGAACAGGUCCGCAUCAGACACCAGUUUGGAUGCCACCGCGCCCACGUUCGAGAACGAUUACCUCUCGAGUGGCGCUCGGCGUCCCGACUGGGUCGUUACAAGCCCGCCGUACAAAGGAGCAAUAGAGUUCGUCAAGGCGGCGAUGGCGGUAGCUGGGCACGGGGUAGCGUUGAAGUUGCCGUUGUCGUUCAUGGAGCCUUGUGGGGAUCGGGGGGGGUGGCUUCAGCAAAACCCGCCCUCGGUGUGCAUUUUCUUGAGGAGGGCUACGUAUCAGCCAGCACAUGUGCUGAUGGGGGAAUUUUGGGGAGUGUGGUACAAGACGGCAUCACGUGAUGUGACGACGAGGCUGGUGUUUCGCCCUUGAGCAGUGCAGGCGGUUCCCCCUGAAUUAAUUUUAUCCAACACCAGUUUCAGCAGUAUCCCCAAGCUGUAGUUUCCAUAUUGCACGGAUGGGUAGGAUCCCUAUAGGAAGAAGAAGUUGGUUUUUCGCUGGCAACAACCGCGGCCGCUUCUGUUGCAUGCGGUCUUUUGUUGGUAUGGGUUAUAUGCCCACGACUUAUUUUAUGCAGGACUGUUUGUGCUUCUGUUUUGUCCCCAUAUUUUGCCUAGCAACAGUGUGAGGUCGGAAGUGGAAUUACGACACCAAGCGUCUAUGUGUACGUAUCUUUUUUAUGGCCAGUCGAACCCCCCGUGUUUUGUAACCAAGAGCACGAAGCACGAUGGGAAAAUAUUGUUAACUCACAGCACGUUUUUCAUCCCAAACAGGUGUUCAAAUUGUAUGCCCCGAACCUAAAUUAAACAGACAGAAAUUUACGCAACACACACGAACAUGACUCAAACACUAACUUCUUCACCGAAAGAAUACAACUCUACGUCGUAGGCGGGGCGCCCGCAAGCCGUCAACUCAUCUCCGCUGGCAUCGAGUCCUGGCAAGUCAUCAAAAAAGUCCUCCUCGAUACUCUCAAUAUCGAUAUCGUCGCCCUGCAUAUCCGCACCAUCACCGUACCCCGACAUGUCAUCCAACUCCGCUGUCAACGGUCUUUGCUCGGGCGCACCAGGUAGCCUCUGCCCCCUAUCUCCCUGCUCUGACGUGCCAUUGCCCGCCCCGGCCCCCGCAGGCGCGUCUGAUGUACUACCCCC
This is a messenger RNA of Ectocarpus sp. CCAP 1310/34, 1846 nucleotides long. The record is from the annotation of a GenBank genome assembly. Lineage: Eukaryota; Phaeophyceae; Ectocarpales; Ectocarpaceae.